Phragmites australis (common reed) is the source of this 1604-nucleotide messenger RNA. RefSeq names its product E3 ubiquitin-protein ligase BIG BROTHER-like. The record is from RefSeq and is a predicted model, not a curated record. The transcript is spliced from 8 exons. The coding region runs from base 360 to 1106 and encodes 248 amino acids. Gene Ontology annotation, biological process: protein ubiquitination; negative regulation of organ growth. Lineage: Eukaryota; Viridiplantae; Streptophyta; Magnoliopsida; Poales; Poaceae. Gene Ontology annotation, molecular function: ubiquitin-protein transferase activity; ubiquitin conjugating enzyme binding.
GAAAAAUAUUCCGCAAUGGAAAAGAGGCCUCAACUCCUCGUUCUGAACUUUUUCUUCAUCUCGUCCUCCUCCGGCCUUCUCACCCUGAAUUCACUUGCCGGGCGCCAGGCUCCAGCACCUCGCCAGCAGCCUGGUCGCCACAUCCACCUCCUCCUGGCUCCCGCAAGCACCAAACGAACCCCCAUUCCCCUGACCACGCCGCCGAGCACAACCCCAAGCCCCCUUCUGCCACCUCGAAUUCUUCUUUCGCGCUAAGUCGCUGCCAUUCUCCGCCCCCCCUCCCCACUAGGGGUGCUGGAAGUGCAGAUCCAUCCGGACUUGAUUCUUUUCUUUUGUUGGUGCAUGUUUCAUCGCAAGGAAUGAACGGGAGUCGACAAAUGGAACUCCACUACAUAAACACCGGAUUUCCAUACACCGUCACUGAGAGCUUCAUGGAUUUUUUUGAAGGUCUCACCUAUGCUCAUGCUGACUUUGCUCUCACAGAUGCCUUUCAGGACCAGGCUAAUCCAUACUGGGCAAUGAUGCCUACAAACUCGUAUAAGUAUGGAUACUCUGGUUCAGGGAAUUAUUACAGUUAUGGACAUGUUUAUGAUGUGGAUGAUUAUAUGCACAGAGCAGAUGGUGGACGCAGAACUUGGGAUAAUACUACACCUGUGAACAAUACGGACUCUGCCAAUGUUGUCAUGCAGGGUGGUGAAGCUCCUCGUACGACUGCAAAUUCCACUACUGAGGAAUGUAUGCAACAAGUACACCAAAAUCCUGGCAGUCCUCAGGUUGUUUGGCAAGACAAUAUCGACCCUGACAAUAUGACUUAUGAGGAACUGUUGGAUUUGGGUGAGGCAGUUGGAACCCAGAGCCGUGGUCUCUCCCAAGAAUGCAUUUCAUUACUUCCUGUCACAAAGUACAAGUGCGGUUUCUUUUCAAGGAAGAAAACACGCCGUGAAAGGUGUGUGAUUUGCCAAAUGGAAUACAGGAGAGGAAACUUGCAGAUGACACUUCCCUGCAAGCAUGUAUACCAUGCCAGCUGCGUGACAAGAUGGCUGAGCAUAAACAAGGUAUGCCCUGUUUGCUUUGCUGAAGUUCCUGGCGAGGAGCCCAAGAGGUAAUGAGUUAUGUGGCAGCCACGAAGUCCUUGCGCUCAGAAGCUGAGCUCACCGUGCCCCAAUCGACUCAUGAUUUCUGCUUGAAGGCAGCUUGUUCUCCCCACUUUAGAUUUGUGUAUUAGCAUCAUAUUACCAAAUAUAGGUUAUAAUCGGAUGUAGUUGGAAGUCGGAACCGCCACCGAGAGGUUUGCUGUAGGCUGUAGAGCUCGAACUAUGACCACCUGCUAGACGAAAACAUGCUCGAUCACUCACGCUGGUGACAUGUUUUAGCAUGUUCUAGUUUGUGUUUCUUGAAUAUGAUUAAGAUUUUGCGGACAAAGAAAAAGAUUGAUUUAUUACACGGUGAUUUUGCCUGUUGGCCUGCCUUUUUUUUUUUUUGCCAUGGUAUCUGACUAUCUAUGAGGUUGCUACUGUAACUUAUACAAGGUGGUCUAUUUGUCCAUUGGACGCUGCAUACGCGAAAAAUUCUCUUCGCAUACAUUUGAGGUCUUUAAAUGCUUA